AUGGCGAGAAUACUUGCUUAUAGCCCAUCUAGGGCUGAAGUAGAUAAAAGUGAUUUUUCCAAAAAUCAGCUUUCUUGUAUAAAUUCAUUAACUAACCAAUUUUCAGGGUCUAUUUCAUUUGACCCUUCAAUAAUUCUUUACUCCUCUCCUGCUGAGCGUGUAUCAAAAGUAAAAAUCAGUGAAAAUGUCAAUAAUAUCAAUAAGAAAACUGUUGAGAAAAGUACUUUAAACGUCAACAGACGUGAAAGUUUUCAGAACGAAAAUAAAGAUAAUGAAGGUAAUUUCAAUUUUAAUAAAGAUUAUUUUACAGAUCUAAUAUCCGACAACUUUCUUAAUGUUUGGGAGUCAUUUUAUGAAAGCGAACGUAUCAAAGAUGUAGAUUUAUUAGAGGAAGAUUCAUCAAAGAAUGAAGUGUUGCAAUCUUUAAGUAAUAAUCUAAGUUUAAAUGCAGAUAAUUACUUUACCAAUAUACUUUUAAAUAAUCAGAAAAGUAUAACUGAAGAUAAAAACUUUUUUCUUGAUAAUGUCUCAUCUAGCAAAGAGUUUUUGCCAUCUGAUUUUAAUAUCUCUUCUGAAAUUUGCUUUAGCGAAUAUUCUGAUGAUUCAUUAAAUGGAAUUAACAUUUAUAAACAUGACUGGGACCAUUUAUUUCACACUUGUUACAAUGUGACAGGGUUUAAUAAUGAAACAAAUAAACCUUUACAAGAUAUGUUGCCAUCAAUUAAAUCAAAACGUGGUAGAAAACGUAUAUAUCAAUCUUUGAAUGAAUUAGAAAGAGAGGAAAUGAAACGUGAAAGAAACAACAAAGCAUGUCAAAAGUUUAGACGUUCACGUAAGUUCUGCCAAAAAACCUUAUUUGAAAAAGAAUCAAUUUUAUUACAAAGGAAUUUAAACUUAAAAGAACAAUUGUUGGCAUUAACCAAACAAGUGAUGUUGUUAAAAGAAAAAUUAUUUCAUCAAAAUCCUACCAUAACAGAUAAUUAACUUGGUUUAAUCAAAAAGAAAAAAUUGUUUUCACACACCUGUUUACUUAGUGAACUAAUUUUUUGUUAAGCAUACUCAACAUUUAAAUAGUAAUUUUUUGUGUUUGUAGUUAUCUCUAUAUCUGACUAAAUUCACAUGAAUAUAUAUAUGUGUGUGUGUGUGUAUCUGUGUGUGUGUGGGUGUGAAUUGUUGUAUGUAGCUGUAAUAUCUUUACACUUCUUUUGAGGUUUCGAUAAAUAUUUGUUUGCUAAAUAUAUUUUUAAUGGAAAAACCUGUUUUGUAACAACAAAAAUGUUGAUGUUUAAA
Hydra vulgaris (swiftwater hydra) is the source of this 1290-nucleotide messenger RNA. Lineage: Eukaryota; Metazoa; Cnidaria; Hydrozoa; Anthoathecata; Hydridae. The record is from RefSeq and is a predicted model, not a curated record.